This is a messenger RNA of Sphaeroforma arctica JP610, 315 nucleotides long. RefSeq lists its product as hypothetical. The transcript has a single exon. Gene Ontology annotation, cellular component: proteasome activator complex. The annotation marks the transcript as partial. The record is from RefSeq and is a predicted model, not a curated record. Lineage: Eukaryota; Ichthyosporea; Ichthyophonida.
AUGGACGAAAUUAAUAACUAUGCAAAGGACCUGGGUGUCACAGCUAUCAGCGAGCUCCCCGAUUUGAUCGCAGCCAUACACAAUACACUCGACACUGAAUUCAAAUACAGUAGCCUGCAAAGUGUGGAACAAAAGUUUGGAGGACUGCUUCCAUCGGGGGGUGGUUCUGCUACCAAUGAUUACUUAGUUGGCCAGAAUCAACAAGUACGAGAUCAUGCCGUGAAUGUUGUUAACUCGCUGUAUGCGAUUCAACGGUACCUGUACACGCUCGUGCCGAUGAUUGAAGAUGGAGGAAAUUUCGGUGUUUCGAUUCAG